Molecule: messenger RNA, 786 nt
Organism: Cornus florida
Lineage: Eukaryota; Viridiplantae; Streptophyta; Magnoliopsida; Cornales; Cornaceae
Exons: 2
Coding region: 1-786 (261 amino acids)
Source: RefSeq, a predicted model, not a curated record
AUGGCCAGAGAGCAUAAGAACUCUCUGGUGAGGACUCCGUUCACCGAUGAUAUAUACCACACUGACAGACCAAAGAAAUUCAUUAUGCCUUCCUUCACUCAGUUUGAUGGCACGAGAGAUCCUUCCCGUCAUCUGGAUCAGUACUCACAGAAGAUGGCACUAGACAAUCACAACGAUGUGUUCAUGUAUCCCUUAGGCAGCAAGCGGCAAGUGGAAAACAUGAUAACCAAAGGUGAUUUGGCAGAUUACCUCACACCAAAAGAGUACGUGAAGUCUCAGGAGGUUAAUCCUCGGAAAGUAGCGGGAAAUCAAGUGAAGGUUAUCCAUGCAAUACACGGGAGGUCAGAAGACGACCAAGAGUCAGAAGAGGUAUACCGAUCCAGACUGAAGACAGCCCACAAGCUAAGGAAGCUAUCCUCUGUAAACACUAUCACUUCAGGCAGUAUCAGUAUUGGGUUCGGCAAUGGAGAUUUAUCACGAGUUCAGCUUCCCCAUGAGGAUCCGCUGGUCAUCAGUCUUCUGGUGGCAAAUUGCAUGAUCAAAAGAGUAUUAGUAGACUCAGGUAGUAGCCCCAAUAUUAUCACAAAGGCAGUCUUUGAGCAAUUGGAGAUUUUGUCAUCAUCAAUUCGGCCCACCUUUAGUCCUUUGAUGGGGUUCGAUGGCACGAAGAUGGACCCUAUUAGGGUAAUUGAUCUAUCCGUCACUGUAGCAAAUUGGACAUUAAAGGAGAACUUUGUUUUAACAGACAUCCAUCCUUCUUACAAUCUCAUUAUGGGCAGAGGCUAG